AUGGACAAUAAAGCGAUUUCUUCUUCUAUCCUCAGUACCUAUGCAACGGCUCGACUCAUGAUGAACAAUGAAUACAUCGUCCCCAUGACGGACGAGACCAAGUCCAUCACUCUGUUCCCCGACGAGACCAAGAAGCACGGCCUGCCAGGAAUCGGCCUGAGCACCUCUCUCCGCCCCAGAAUGCACUUCUCCUCGCCCUCCUUCAUCUGCAGCGGAGCCGACUGCUUCCAGUUCAGCCCGGAGUUUCCCCUGGAGGUCCUGAAGACCAAGACCAUAGAGAUGCUGACGGAGGCGGUGAGCGAGGGGAGUCUACACGUCAGAGAUCCUAUAGGGGGCAGCACCGAGUUCCUGUUCGUUCCUCUCAUUAAGUUGUUCUAUACGUUACUGAUCAUGGGAGUGUUCCAUAACGGAGACCUGAAGAACAUUCUACAGCUGAUAGAACCCAGCGUGUUCUCAGAGGGAGGGGACGCGCCCGCGGACACGCCCGCGGACACGCCCGAGAGUGAUGUCACUAAGGGAGGACGAGGAGGGGAGGGGCCUGGAGGAGAGGAGAGGGCGGGGAAGGUGCCUAAAGGACUGCUCCAGAUGAAACUCCCAGAGCCUGUCAAACUGCAGAUCAACAUGCUGCUGAGCUUUAAGGACGAGAAGGUGGACUGUCCCUGUCCAGAACACAUCAGAGAACAGCUUGUAGACUUCCAUGAGGACCUGAUGACACACUGUGGCACGUUGCAGCAGCUGAUCAGUGAGACCAUGGUACGCUGGGCCCAGGAGAGCAUCAUGGAGGACCCAGAGCUGAUCAGAGCCAUGUUUGUCCUACUCCACCGUCAGUACUGA
Oncorhynchus keta (chum salmon) is the source of this 834-nucleotide messenger RNA. Its product is annotated as ryanodine receptor 2-like. The record is from RefSeq and is a predicted model, not a curated record. The transcript is spliced from 3 exons. Gene Ontology annotation, molecular function: ryanodine-sensitive calcium-release channel activity. The coding region runs from base 1 to 834 and encodes 277 amino acids. Gene Ontology annotation, cellular component: smooth endoplasmic reticulum; Z disc; sarcolemma. Gene Ontology annotation, biological process: calcium ion transport. Lineage: Eukaryota; Metazoa; Chordata; Actinopteri; Salmoniformes; Salmonidae.